This is a messenger RNA of Cotesia congregata, 1266 nucleotides long. The record is from the annotation of a GenBank genome assembly. Lineage: Eukaryota; Metazoa; Arthropoda; Insecta; Hymenoptera; Braconidae.
AUGAGGUUUACGGUUAUUUUUUUGCUCCUUCGUAUUGGAUUUGUUUAUGGAUUAUACAAAACAAAAAACAAAACCGUGGGCCCAGAAGUGGUUCUCCCUUCCACUUAUAUAAAAGAGAUCCGACCGUCUUUAGAAGAAGGCAAGCCAGUGGAAGUAGACUUCAAGAUUUUUGUCGUCGAUAUAAACUCGAUCAACGUCGAGGAUAUGGACUUCCGAGUGGACUUGUUCAUCCGGCUAAGCUGGACAGAAACAAGGCUGCGAAUGUCCGAAGAGAUUUUUGAGAUAGGCGAUGACUAUGUGACCUUGCCUCCAGAAUUUUUUGACAAACUUUGGCAGCCUGACCCUUAUUUUCUCAAUUCUAAAAUUGCAGAAAUAGCGACGCUAACUCACAAAUUCUCCUCGGUAACUUUGUACCGUAAUAAGACAGUGACAUAUUCAGCGCGAAUGCACGCAAUUGUUGCUUGCCAGAUGGAGUUCCAAUUGUAUCCAAUGGACAUACAAAUCUGUCCUAUUUACAUCGAAAUUUCAUACAACAGCCAAAAAUUGCAAUUAAAAUGGGCGUCAACUGGCGUGACUGUUAAUCCUGAAUUGAAGUUAUUACAGUAUAAUUUUGGAGAGCCUCAAUUAUUGCAAGAGAUUCAUAGUUACGUCACUGAAAAAUUAGGAAAUUAUUCAAGACUAAUAGUCUUCUUCCGAUUCGAGCGUCAAAUCGGGCACCACUUGAUCCAAACCUUCGCGCCAUCUACUCUAGUGGUAAUGUUGUCAUGGUUCAGCUUCUGGUUGGGAUUAGACGCCAUUCCAGGGCGCGUUACCUUAUUGGUCACCAGUAUGUUGACACUAGUGACGAUGUUCACCGGCUUAAAGAGCGAUAUUCCGCCUGUCGCCUAUGUUAAGGCUCUAGAUUUGUGGAUGGCAGGUUGCAUGGUCUUCGUCUUCGCUUCCUUAAGCGAAUUCGUCGUGGUAAAAGUCAUCGACGCUCGGCAGAAGCAAUUAGAGUUGCAAUUAAACAACUUACGAGCUUACAGGGCGUCAGUAGAGCGCAGUGUCUCCAUCUGGGACUACGAAGCGUCGCUGGACCUCGAGCCAAAGCGCAAGCGCGGCAGCGCGGAUCUAUUGCAGCCAACAUGGCUGGACUUGGAGUUGCUGCGACCUCAGCGCACUCUGUCUAAAAAAAUUGACUACUACAGUCGGCUUAUUUUUCCCUCUUUGUUUUUACUCUUUACAGUUCUAUACUGGCCUAUAGUUAUCUUCAAAAAACGCAAUUAG